UUCCCCCUCCUUCUUUCCACAGUGUUCCGUCACGAAGCGACGCCGCCACGCUACACGCCACUCGUUCUUGUAGCCAGUGUGAGAAUCACAUCUGAUGCAAACAACAUAUCGUACAUGUUUGUGCAAUAAUUUCCACGAUUAGUCGGCAUUCCUCGGAGUUCUCCCAAACUCAUUGUAGCUUUCUGAUAUCGCGAUGUCGUGUCAAAAUAUAACUUUGGAGGUUGAUUCCUACCUGAACAAAUGUCGCGCAUGCAUGAAGGAGGGCGGCAAAAUGUUACCCAUGUACGACGAUGAUAUUAUCAAAAAUCUGCCGUACAAGCUCGCGCAGCUGACAUCAAUCAAGAUUGACCAAUUUGAUGGAUUGCCUAACAUGCUCUGCUUAAAGUGUGCUUACCGAACGAAUGUUUUAUACGACUUUAGGAUAGAGGUACAAGAAUCGGAUAAGAAGUUUAGAAUGAUACGUGAACAAAUGCAAAUGUGCACUCUUAAGAAAAACGAAAGGAAUGUAAACAGCUCGGAUAAAUCCUCGACAUUACUUUUUGAAACUCAAAAUUUCGAGGAUGUGUCAAGCAAUAUAAAAUCUGAAAACGAUGAUACACUUCAGUUUAUAAAUGUUAAACUGAUGGAUGAGAAAAUCGAAGGUGAACAACAACAUGAAUUUGAUGUACCUCAGUCAGAUGAAAAUGAAAAUAAUAAGGAAAGUUCACAGUUGAAUGACAUCUUUUAUGAUGUUAUACAAGAAAAUAAUAAGGAUCAAAUUGGAGUCCAUUUAGUAAAAACUGAUAUACCUAAGGAAAUCUCAGAAUUGUUUACAUCACAAAAUGUUACAGUAAUGUAUAUACAAAAAUCUGCUAUCGAAACGGAUGUGUCGGAAAAUACAUUAAUACUCGAUCCUGAUCAAGAGGAGAUGGAAAAUGGCAAUAAUACAUUUAUUUCUGAAGUGGAAAUAUUGAAUGAACAAGAAAAUGAGGAAACCUCAAAUAACAUAUACAUUUCUAGUCCUGAAUCUAAUACAAUCAGAAAGAAUAAAUAUGUUUAUUGGGAACAGGAUGGGCAAGAUACCUCAGAGAUAGUUGAUGAAGAGGAACAAUAUGAUAGCACGACACAGAACAAAGAGAAAGAAGAAAAAUUCAAUGAGAGCAGUUCUAAAGAUGAACAGUCUAUUAGAACAGAAUAUAGCGAUGGAUCCGAUUCUGAUUACUUCAAUGAUGGUAAAGAUAAUAUAUUGGGCAGCGUGAGUGAUGCGAUCAUACGGAUAAAAGAAGUACAGCAAGCAAAUGGAAUUGAAUAUCAGUGUACUCUGUGUCUGCAGAAUUACGAUCAACUAACGAAUGUGUUGUUGCAUACUGUUGAAAAUCACGUUCCUCUUAGUGGCCCAUUCUUCUGUAUGGUGUGUGAAAAAGAUUGUAAAAGUCACCGGGAGUUGCGAGCACAUGUGAAAACGCACGUUGGCGAAUGUCCAUAUUCUUGUUUCCUCUGUAAAAAGGCGUACAGCAGAAAGAGAUAUCUCAAGAGGCAUAUGGCGUGCCAUUCCAAUUUUUCACGAUAUCGCUGUCUAAAAUGUGGUCGCCGCUUCAAGUUGAAGUUGGAAUUGGAGACUCAUGUGGCAACACAUGAACAUACUGCACCUUAUACUUGUAAUCAAUGCACACGGGUAUUUAAUCACAAAGGCAAUUAUAAACGGCAUUUAAUCAGCCAUUUAGAUCCCCAAGGCCGUCAUCUACCCAAGUAUCCGUGCAAUUUCUGUGAGAAACGUUUUCCCAAUAAUCGUACCUUGCAAACGCAUAUUCGCGUACAUACUGGUGAAAAACCAUUCCAUUGUGACGUUUGCAAUAAGUCAUUCUCCCAACGAGGCAACUUGUUGAAUCACUCAAAGAUACAUUCGAAUCCUCGUAGCUAUACAUGUGAAGUUUGUG
Molecule: messenger RNA, 1916 nt
Organism: Pogonomyrmex barbatus (red harvester ant)
Lineage: Eukaryota; Metazoa; Arthropoda; Insecta; Hymenoptera; Formicidae
Biological process (GO): regulation of transcription by RNA polymerase II
Cellular component (GO): nucleus
Molecular function (GO): DNA-binding transcription factor activity, RNA polymerase II-specific; zinc ion binding
Source: RefSeq, a predicted model, not a curated record